Messenger RNA from Rotaria sp. Silwood2, 393 nucleotides. NCBI's taxonomy places the organism in Eukaryota, Metazoa, Rotifera, Eurotatoria, Philodinida, Philodinidae. The record is from the annotation of a GenBank genome assembly.
AUGUUUUAUUUUUGUUUGCGAUGUGUUUAUUUUUAUAUUGAUAUAAUAACUAACUUAUCUUAUUUAUUCAUUGUUUUAGCUAAAGGUCGUAUUAAUUAUAAAUUACAACCCGAAAGUUAUGGUUUACGUGAUGGUGUUGCUCAAACAGUGACAUUAUUUAAGCCAAGACUUGUUACUGUUCAUCGACCAACAAGUCUUUAUCAUCAACAACAAUUAGCAGCAUCCAAAAAAUCACCAGUUACAACACUGAAUCGAGGAUCGAAAGAUAAAUCUCGACGAACAUCAUCAAUUACUUCUUCAACGCAACAUCACCGACCAAGCAAAAUUCCAUUGCCAAUAUCUCGACUUAAAAAGGCAACAAAUGGUGGAACAACACCAACGAAAAAAUCCUAA